GACUCUUAUAAGGAGCUUUGAGAUGUUGAGCUCAGUUUCCCUCCUGGUCCCGAACUUUGGAUUUGAGUUCCAGCACAGAGAGCGAGCGACAGAGAGAGAGAGAGAGAAAGAGAGAGACAGGCGGACCCUCUACUUCUUCUUCUCCUCCUCUCAAACUUUCCAGGCUAACGCUCUCUCACCAUGGGCGACUGGAGCGCCCUGGGUCGUCUGCUGGACAAAGUCCAGGCGUACUCCACAGCCGGGGGGAAGGUGUGGCUGUCGGUCCUCUUCAUCUUCAGGAUCCUGGUCCUGGGUACGGCGGUGGAGUCGGCGUGGGGAGACGAGCAGUCGGCCUUCAAAUGCAACACGCAGCAGCCGGGCUGCGAGAACGUCUGCUACGACAAAUCCUUCCCCAUCUCUCAUGUCCGCUUCUGGGUGCUGCAGAUCAUCUUCGUGUCCACACCCACCCUGCUCUACCUGGCUCACGUCUUCUACCUGAACAGGAAGGAGCAGAAGUUCAACAGGAAGGAGGAGGAGCUCAAAGCGGUGCAGAACGACGGCGGUGACGUGGACAUCCCGUUGAAGAAGCUGGAGAUGAAAAAGUUUAAGUACGGCAUCGAGGAGCACGGCAAAGUGAAGAUGAAGGGCGCUCUGCUCAGAACAUACAUCUUCAGCAUCUUCUUCAAGUCCAUGUUCGAGGUGGGCUUCCUGGUCAUCCAGUGGUACAUCUACGGCUUCAGCCUGUCGGCGGUGUACACGUGCGAGCGGGACCCGUGCCCCCACAGGGUGGACUGCUUCCUGUCCCGGCCCACAGAGAAGACGGUCUUCAUCAUCUUCAUGCUGGUGGUGUCUCUGGUGUCUCUGCUGCUCAACGUCAUCGAGCUCUUCUAUGUCUUCUUCAAGAGGAUCAAAGACCGCGUCAAGGGCAAGCAGCCGCCCACGCUCUACCCCAGCGCGGGCACAUUAAGCCCGACCCCUAAAGACUUGUCUGCUGCCAAGUACGCCUUCUACAACGGCUGCUCCUCCCCCACCGCCCCGCUCUCCCCCAUGUCCCCCCCGGGCUACAAGCUGGCCACAGGGGAGCGAGGAACCGGCUCGUGUCGUAACUACAACAAGCAGGCCACCGAGCAGAACUGGGCCAACUACUCCACCGAGCAGAACCGGCUGGGCCAGACCGGCGGCGGGAGCACCAUUUCAAACUCCCAUGCACAGGCCUUCGACUUCCCCGAUGACACCGUGGAGCACAAGAAACUGUCCUCGUCUGCGGGACAUGAGCUGCAGCCUCUGGCGCUGAUGGACCCUCGGCCCUGCAGCCGGGCCAGCAGCCGCAUGAGCAGCCGAGCCAGACCAGACGACCUGGACGUGUGAGUCCCACGUGGCCUCCUCGUCCUCCGCCUGCCUGCAGCCCGAGGAUCACUUGUUAAAGGGGCAGGGGCUAACCUCGAUCACUGUCAGCGUAGAGACUCUUAGUGGAUCAAAGAGACAUUAAAACCUGUAACACUGUCAAAGGUACAAGCUGCAGAUAUCUGUUCAAUGACUUUCAAUUUAGUUGAGUCACUCACAGACACAGAGGGGAGGAGAGAGGACAGCGUUAGGUCAACAACAACAAUAACAACUACAACAACAAUCUGGUUCAGUCUCCAUUAAAAAAAAAAAGAAUUUUCUUCUUACUCUCUUAUAUUUUCCUUCUUGCUUCUGGAGACAACAUCUGUCAGAGCUCAGAUCUUGAGGUGCGUGUGUGUGUGUGUGUGUGUGUGUGUGUCACAUGGAAACAGGGUGCCUUCUCCUUCUGUGUCUCUUUGAAUAUCGGAGCAGAUCAAAUGUGCCUUCUCACCUGAUGCUUGUUCACACACACUCCUCUGUGUGACUGUUGAUCACUGAGCAUUGUGCCUUUACAGUAAACUAACAUGUUCAAGAAGUCUCAUCAGAGACAGGAAGUGAAGGCUGCAGCAGAGACAGGAAGUGACGGCUGCACACUUCCCUGUGGGAGAACCAAUCAAAGCUCCUUUCCCCCUGACACACUAAGAAAAGCUUUCCUAAGUAUCUGACAACGUUACCCAUGUUAGAGUCAAAUCAUUAUUGUUAACAAGCUUCCAGACUUCAAUGACAAAAACAACAAUUUAAACUCACAGAGCAUCAAGAAGAACUGCUGCCUUCAUGUCUCACUUAGUUCAUGUCUGUAUGACACUCGUUUCAGUCGGUUUGCUCUGAUAGGACACAACAAGACUUCAAACUUCCCCGUUUAGAGCAGCAUGUCCUGUGAGUUUAAAUCUGUGUUUGUAGCGUGCUGUGUUUGUAGAGAGUGAUGUAACAGCUGUUUGUGGUUCAAAACAAAAAGCUCUCUCUCUGCAGGGAUCCUUUCUGUAAUGUUGUCACACACUUAGAAUAAUAAUAAAUUAGACUUAUAUAGAAUAACAACCGGAGCCUGUCAGGGACAAAAACAACAACAACCGUCUUUGUAAAUAAGAAUUUGUUCUUAAUGACCUGCCUGGUUAAAUAAAGGUCAAAUCAAAUAAAAACAACAACUUUGUUGCAGACAUUACAACCUGUUUACCUGUUGCAGGAUGAAGAAAUCUAUUGGUGACAUUGUUGUACCUAUAAGUCAUUAGGACCCUCAGAUAAGGCCCAGGAUGUUAAAUACUAGAGCAUGUCUAAAACUUUGUGUCUCAUGGAUGAAAUUAACAAAUGAAGCCGGCUGUCAAGGAGAGCUGAAGAUGUUUGGGUGUAAAGACAGUUGGAUGGAGUCGGGCCACAUGUAAAGUUUGUCUAAUAAAGUAGGGAUGUUACCGGUGACUCAAAAAUAGAAUUUAAACAACUGAAAACCAGACUAGAUAACUUGUCUAAAGGUAUUACAUUUGUUUAACAUCUUGCACAAUUUUCAAACUGUCUGUGGAUAAACGAGUGAGGCUAACGUUAGCAUUGCUAGCAUAGCCAGCCUUCAGUCCUCCGUGCAGGUUAACGUCCACAUGUCUGAGCUGAAUGUGGUCACUCAUCACUAUGGUCCAUAUUGCAGUUCAACCUGACACAGCCGACAUACAACUUUAUCUCCAUUUUAUAAAUCUUUAUACUGAUGACAAACCGCUCUGCGCCUACAACAUGCUAUCUGUUCACUGUGCUUGUUUACAUCCAGGUAGUAGAGCGAGGAGGGUAGGCUCAUUAACCGGAGCUACAGACAGUCUAUGGCUACAGCCCCGACUAGUGGAGGAAGGCUAUGUGGCAGCUUGAACACAACAUUUGACCAGCAUGGAGGGCCAACAUGUCAAAAUAUGAAUCAUUGGUUUAACUGAUGAGUCAUUCUGGUGCACACUAGUGAGGGUGAUGACGUUGACUGAACGCACACAUCUCUGUGUUAACACUGCAUUUUCUUUAGUUUUCACUUCAUUAUGAUCGGAUCCCAGCUCUCUGUUUUUAUUCUAAUCUGGGUCCCAAACAGAGACGGGCUGAACCUGGGAGAGUUUCUGGAGGUUCGUUGUAACAGUUGAGUAUUUAUUGCUUGGCUUAUGUGGGACUCGUACCACUAAGAGGAAGAACUGACUACUGUCCAAUAGAAACAUCCGACAUGAGCGCCCCACAAACUGUAUAUUUAUGAGCAGUUUUGUAAAAGUCAGUGAGGACUGUUGUUUCCUGGUAAACUUUGAAUUUAUGUGCUGUUAUGUUUCAAUUGGUGUAUUGUGUUUUUUGAGGGGGGGAUGUGUGUGUGGGUCCCCGUAAAGAAAGGCUUUAUUACUGUCAUUGAUUGGACAAGUGCGAUCUCUUUUUAUAUCUUGUCGGCGGUUAAGAAAAGCAGUCGAAUGAUUUCUGUUUCCAUAUUUGAGUGAAUGAUUCUUAGGAUGUUUGUCGGACUCGAUGUAAGCGUUGCUGCUUGAGAAAUAGAUAUUUAGUACUGUAAAUCAAGCUAACUGUGUCACGAUGAAAAUGUGAGUUUGUAGAAGACUGCGUAGAGAUCUGGACUAAUAUUUAGUCAGUUAUAUUAAUGCCAAUGUAGCUCCACAAAUACCAAACUUUAGGAUGAAACUCAAACUGGGCUUUUUUUUCUUUUUAUUGUACUUUUUUUAACUGUGCAUCACCUUGUCGGUACUUACACGGAUCUUUCAGCUACGAUGGCGUUUGCACUGAGAUCUCGGUGAUAGAGAUGUAAUAUGACGUUACUAAUUUAUUUUAUAACACACAAUCACUACAGUGCAGACUAUCGGACAUCUCACCACUGACAGAACAGACCAUGUUUUCCACCAGGAUCCACUGUUGUACAGUGUAAGUGCAUGAAAAGCAAAUCAACAACUCAAUCUUUGUAUCUGUGAAAAGAUAUUUUAACCAAUAAAUAUUUUCUCUCCUAACCAAUUCA
This is a messenger RNA of Labrus bergylta (ballan wrasse), 4321 nucleotides long. It is a transcript of the gene gja1b, whose product is annotated as gap junction protein alpha 1b. The record is from RefSeq and is a predicted model, not a curated record. Gene Ontology annotation, cellular component: connexin complex. Gene Ontology annotation, biological process: cell-cell signaling; heart development; cell communication by electrical coupling. Gene Ontology annotation, molecular function: gap junction channel activity. Lineage: Eukaryota; Metazoa; Chordata; Actinopteri; Labriformes; Labridae.